Haliotis rufescens (red abalone) is the source of this 5037-nucleotide messenger RNA. Its product is annotated as 5-hydroxytryptamine receptor 2C-like. Gene Ontology annotation, molecular function: G protein-coupled receptor activity; dopamine neurotransmitter receptor activity, coupled via Gi/Go. Bases 651 to 2246 code for a protein of 531 amino acids. NCBI's taxonomy places the organism in Eukaryota, Metazoa, Mollusca, Gastropoda, Lepetellida, Haliotidae. Gene Ontology annotation, cellular component: membrane. The transcript is spliced from 4 exons. The record is from RefSeq and is a predicted model, not a curated record. Gene Ontology annotation, biological process: adenylate cyclase-activating adrenergic receptor signaling pathway.
ACGACAGUCCAAUAAUUGGUUUGGUGUUCCAACAAAACUGUCCCCAUAGAACCUGAUCCAAUCUCUCCCAUUAGACUAGACCAGCCCAGCCUGCCUCCCCCUCAUCAAUAGUGGCUCGGCCCAAACCUGAAUGGAUGCUGAGACAGCGAGAGUCUCCUCUCUCUACUAUGCAGGGAUGCCUCAGAGUGUGUGAAUCUCACAAUCCAAGGGAAAACUUUAUGGCUUUGCCUCACAGCAUACAGCAAUGGAUACAAUAUCUGUUUUAUAAAAACAUUCACUUGGAUAUGUAAGAAAAUAUUUAUUUAGCAUUUCAGACAUGUUGUGGAUUAUACUGUGGGCUAAACAAAGCAGAGUUCAGGAUAAAAUCUACAUUGAGAUCCAUACUCCUCGACAAAACAAAUGUCAGGUGUGACCUAUUGCUGAUGCCCGAGGCAAGGAUAUAUACCUGUACCAAACUUGCCUUGGAUAGCACCAACCAGUGGGAGUGGGAGACCUCACAGCUGAAAAGUCCCGACGUGAUACCAGACACGACCUUUACCUCUCCUGAAGAAAUGCAACUUGUUGUUUCACUGAAGAGUCAUGGCAGAUAAGAUGAUAUGGGAGCCAGCCCAUCAGGCCCCUAGCUGGAUCCUACAUGUGUUGUGUGGCUUAUGAAUGGAAUGAUCAGUGGGGCAACCCUGAGCAGGAUCUACCUCGUGUGGUGUCACCGUGUCAAGGAAUACCCUCAUGACUGUCUGCUUCUGGUGGCUUGCCGUGUCCCCGCAGGGUCCCGCGUCAGGAUGUGCACCUGGCAGGCAGGGUGCAACGUGACAGGGGCAGCAGGGGCAGGGGGGAACAACACCACCUGGGUGGGCGUGGAGGAGAGAGAACACAACUGGAACGUUCUGCUGCUGGCGCCGGUGGUUGUGUUCGGGGUGGCAGGUAACACCCUAGUCAUCAUGGCCAUAUCGCUGGAGAAGCGGCUGCAGAACGUCACCAACUACUUCCUCAUGUCCUUGGCAGUCACUGACUUACUUGUGUCCCUCAUCGUCAUGCCACUUAGUAUCAUCAACGAGAUUACAGGUCAGUGGCUGUUUGGGCUGACUCUGUGCAACCUCUUUGUGACGUCUGAUGUGUUCAUGUGUACAUCCUCUAUACUGCAUCUGUGUACAAUAUCACUAGAGAGAUACAUUGGCAUCAGAUACCCACUGUGGACCAAAAACAAAUCUAAACGGGUUGUGCUGAUGAAGAUAGUGUUGGUGUGGACGAUAGCCUUUGCCAUAUCAAGCCCUAUAUCUAUCCUAGGCUUUGUGGAUGGGAAGAACAUUCUGCAGAACGAGCAAUGUGUGUUGGAUAAUGAGCACUUUCAGACGUAUGGUUCUAUCUUCGCUUUCUUCAUCCCUCUGGUCAUAAUGAUCAUUAUGUACACGCUGACUGUGCGGAUGUUGAACAAACAGGCCAAAAUGUGUAGCAAUGACAAGGAAGGACAGCCAAUGAUGAGAAGGUCGACAAGCAGGCGCCAUUGGAAGGCGGGUGAUAGUCAAAAACGAGAACAUCUAAGAUUUUCCCGCUCUUUCCCAAUAUCUUCUGGUAGUACUGAUGAACAGAGCCAAUGUGUUAAUCAGUACAAACCUCUAACAAAGAGAAACACUGUCCCUCGUUCUCAGCAAAAUGCAAUCAGUCUUAGACGUGGCAUUGACAACAGAGUGGAAUAUACAUUUCGAAAUGGAAGUGCUCAGGACUUGGUCAACCCAAGCCCUGACAGAUCAAACUGCUGCAAAAUUAAUUUAAUAGCUAAAAAAGAACCAAUGAAAUUGCGUGACCUGGUCAAGAAGCAUCAUGUUGCCAUCAAAGCUGCCAAUAUUCUUCUUCUGAAGAAAGACUCUAUUCGAAAGGACAGCAAUUCUGUUCAAACUGAACAGAAAGCAUCUAAAGUUCUUGGUGUGGUGUUUCUGAUCUUUGUGAUAUGUUGGGCACCGUUCUUCCUGGUCAACAUACUGACAGCUCUGUGCAAGACAUGUACCUUCCAACCGAUGCUCAUCACAGCCUUUGUCUGGCUAGGUUACGUCUCCAGCACCCUCAACCCAAUCAUCUACACAGUCUUUAACAAAAUAUUUAAGCAGACCUUCAUUAAGCUGUUGUGUUGCCGAUAUAACACUCUCCACAGAGGACGGCGUCACAGCGCCAUUACCUCCCGAACAGGACUCAUGUGCAAUUCAAUGUGUGGCUCUGGCAACAGCCACAGCAUGGAGGAAUCGGCAUGCUAACACGGCAUAUCCAGACUGCAGUGCUGCAGAAGUGACAGGUGGAUUCCAGAAUCAUUACAUGUCUUGGAUUACAAUUCUCUGCAUUACCUCUUUCCUUCAUUAUGAAGUCAUGUUUCCAGUAACACUUCCACUUUCUUAGACAUCCAAUGUGAGGAGGAACUAUUCAGUAUGAUCAGUCCAUGGCAAUGUAAAGUUGCUGCAAGUAUUGGAUUCAGUUUCAGAGACAAUAUGUUCUGUGUUUCAAUGGCUUGUUGAGUCAAGCAUUCACAAGAUUUCCUUCCAAACCCUUCUUUAUGAACUAAUGGGUAACAAUGUAUCUGGUUCUACUAUUAGUUUCUCUAAUAGUUGAGAAUAUCUUUGUGGUGAAUAUCUGCUGCUAAGGUCACAACAGUGCUAACAUGUAUAUAGCAACUACAGGUCUUUCUCCUCCUAAGAUACUACAAAAAACAAGUUCUGUCAAACUGCUCAAGAACUCAUGGAUCUAAUCACAAAACACUUAAAAAUGAUUUUUGAGACUUAAAAAAAUCAAAAAGAUGAUUGAUCAGUUUUAGAUUUAUUAAAUACACCAAAGAUCCAGCAGAAUGUACAGUAAUAGGGUUCUGCUUCGUCAACUGUCACAGCCCUCGUGUGGAAAUGAGGGCUGUAUAUCCCCUAUAGUCACAAAAUCAUAAAUGUGUCAUGUUCUUGGAACAGAGCUCUGGUUCCUAGAAGCACUGCUAUUACUCUGUUAAGAAACGUCUUGCUAUGAGGAUUCUCAGGGCAGAACAACUAGUUUGAAACCCACCAGAAUGUAUUCCAGUGUGAUAAGGAUAUCAUCUUGUGUGCAACUACAAACGAUGCUUCAGGAAUAUGUUACCAAAGGCUGUGAUGAUGAUAUUUAUACAUAAAUGUUCUUCCUAAAUAUCGUCAAGGUUCUGGAAACACUCUAGUGGAAACAACCAGACUGAUCUGGAACUGCUACAAAUCAUCUUGUGUAGCUGUCAGGUUGAAUACUCAAGUGAUACGAGGAAUCUAUCCAUCUGGAGACUGGGACUACAAGUCGAUAGAUACACUGAAAUGCUGCAGGGAAAUGGUUUGCAUGUAAUGUAAAACAAUCACCAUUUUGGACUUGACAGAUUUGUGCAGAAAAGUUCAGAACAUUUUGAGAUCAUGUCAAUAUGACCUUAACUUGUGAUUACAAGGUCACAUGGCCAAACUGAGGAAAAACACACUUGGUACCACAAACAGUUCCUUGAAAAGAGGAGUUAUGCAUAAUUUGCUGGUGCCGAUGGUCUUGCAAACACAGACUCCUUCAGUGAGAUGUAUUCUCUCAGAAGACAACGUGUCAAAGCUUUUUUGUAAAAUGUUUGUGCGUGUGUGAAUAUAUCUAUUCAGAUGCAGUGUGGAUGUAACCAAGCUUGGACAUAUUGACAGACAUCAACAAGGAAGUGACACAUGGAAUUACUCAUUGGGAACUUUGUUCUUGAGUAUGAUGCGAGCAAUUCAAAAUAUUCUGGCAUUUAUUGAUAUUAAGCAGAUAUGUAUGGGGAAAUUUCUCCAAGAUUAAAGACAAUGGCGGAUAGCUGUUACUCAAGCCAAACACAGUCAGACAGUUCAAGACAUAAACUGUAAAAAGAGAUGAAAUUGUUGCUUUUAAGUUUCUCAUCAUUUCAUGCCAUGUUUGAUACAAACAUCUCCUACAAACACAAUUCAAGUUUAUACACAUCCAGGUAUCAAUCAUGCAAAUGAAGUGAGGUUGUUUGGGUUUGAUUUGUAUUUUAAAGAAAUACUUUUUGAAUAUAGGACUGAAUGCCUUCAUUUGAUCACAGUCAAAGCCCAUGCUUUUAACACCAAAUGACAUAUUCAAAUUCCUUAAUAGCAUAUAAUGCUGAAAAAUCAAAGAAAAUUGACAUUGAAUGUCUGAUUGAUUCACUAUCCUGAUUGUCAAGUCCAAAUGACAGAAAUAUGAUUAUGAUAGAAUGGCAUUGUUUCCGUUACAUCAUCUCAUUCCACCAUGUGACGCAGUGAUCAUGUUUCAUCAGCCGUGUUUCAAGUAUAUAGAGUAUGUUUUGUAUCAGACAUAUUCUGUGAUACCUGGUCAGAUGACAUUGUUGUGUUUUUGAUAGAUCUAUAUUCCAGUGUCUUACCUACACGUACGUUAGUUCAACUACAAGAUAAGCUGCUUGUGUGGACUGCUGAUUACCCAACGGAGAGACCAUACCAUACAGCAGAACUUACACAUCUCCAAAGGACAAUCCUUCAAAUGUCUUUCAAAACACUUCUCCCACACUACAAAGAUAAUUUUGAUCUUUUCAAAUGGUAAUUUUUUCAUCACAUCAAGGCAUAAAUCAUCAGAAAUCAAAAGAAAACAACACCAAAAAAUAGGACAGAAACGAUUAAGGGAAAUCAUAUCUGACAAAAUUGUCCUAAUUUUCAGACAAAUUUGAAACAUUUUCCCUCGUUAAUUCACCAUUUCGUCAAGGUAAAUUAAUACCUUGAUAUCAGGAAUGGCCUAACACACAGUCUGAAAGGAGGAGCUCCAGCCCAAUAGCAUCUGACAUGAAGGCGUAUUCCAGCCAAGUCACCUGACCUGACAUCCACCACUACCAGUACCUAGGACUGAUGCAUACUAGACUAUUGUAUGUCCCUGUAGGAACAUGAACAUGCUGAGUACAUCUGUGUAUGUUGUGUACACUGUACACCGGGUACAUCUUGUGGAGUAUAUUUUGACAUUCAUAUCUGUCCGACACAAUGUUCAAUUACAGAAUAUAUUGUUUAGUGACACAGACAAUAAAUUAUUACAGAGAUAUUA